Messenger RNA from Trematomus bernacchii (emerald rockcod), 1623 nucleotides. It is a transcript of the gene atpsckmt, whose product is annotated as fATP synthase c subunit lysine N-methyltransferase. The record is from RefSeq and is a predicted model, not a curated record. The coding region runs from base 249 to 932 and encodes 227 amino acids. The transcript has 4 exons. NCBI's taxonomy places the organism in Eukaryota, Metazoa, Chordata, Actinopteri, Perciformes, Nototheniidae. Gene Ontology annotation, molecular function: protein-lysine N-methyltransferase activity. Gene Ontology annotation, cellular component: mitochondrion. Gene Ontology annotation, biological process: regulation of mitochondrial ATP synthesis coupled proton transport; positive regulation of proton-transporting ATP synthase activity, rotational mechanism; peptidyl-lysine trimethylation.
ACGCACAGGUCAUCUUUUAAGACUUGUGGGACUUUCUCUUUAGCUAAUUCUUUGACCAAUAAUCAUUUGUUUUUCGCUUUUGACACAACAAAUUAUAUAUUUUAUAUAUGACAUUUAUGUUAGGUAGCUAUGGUCAGCUAACAUUAAGGCGAAUCCGAGCUGUCAUUCAUACAGUCCAAGUGCGGCUAAAGUUACGGAUUUAAACCGUCUAUGAUUUAAACGUACUGCGUUUCCAAUAAGCUGGCAACAUGUCACAAGAGGAGCUUUUUUUGGACUCAGUAGCAGCAGGACAGGUAACGGAGAAAAAGAGCAGGAGUAACCUUGGUCUCGUCGUCACUGGGUUGUUAGGAGGGUCACUGGUCGCCCUGUAUGCAGUAGCGACUCCGUUUGUCGCCCCUGCCCUGAGGAAAGUCUGCCUCCCGUUCGUCCCUGCCACCACGGCUCAGGUGGAGAAUGUCCUCAGGGUGCUGCGAGCCAGAACAGGCCGCCUGGUGGACAUCGGGAGUGGAGAUGGAAGGAUAGUGAUAGCAGCAGCUAAGCAUGGCUUUAAGGCGUCAGGCUUUGAGCUGAACCCCUGGCUGGUGUGGUAUUCUCGCUACAAGGCCUUUAGAGAGGGAGUUCACCGCUCCACCUCCUUCCACAUCUCUGACUUAUGGAAGGUCAGUUUUGCUCAGUACUCCAAUGUUGUCAUAUUUGGAGUCCCUCAAAUGAUGGACCAGCUGGAGGUGAAGCUUGCAAGCGAGUUACCGAGUACAGCCAAGGUGGUGGCAUGCCGCUUUCCCUUUCCUACUUGGGUCCCUGAAUGCACCGCCGGAGAGGGCAUAGACACUGUUUGGGUGUACGAUGCCAAGACAUUUAAAACACACUUGCAAAAUGGCAUGACAAGGGAAACAACACCAGAACCCAAAGAUAAACCAGAUUCACCCACAUAAAUGUAACUCUUAUCUUGUUGAAAAAUAAUGUCAUUUUAGCUUUGUGAAGCACCUUGAGAUGACGUUGUUUUUAAAGUGUGCUAUAUAAAUCAAAUGUAUUAUUAUUAUUAUUAUUAUGAUGCUCUGCAACACUGGGACAAUCUCUUUUUUUUUCUUUUAAAUCCACGCAAUUCUACUGUGGGGUCGGCCUGAAGAUGCUGGGAAGGACUGAUUAAAAAGAAAGUGCUACAAAGUGUUAUGUCUUUACACCACAUGUCCGAGUACGAUAUUGGGCAAAGUAGAAAAUAAGACUGGUUGACACUGCCCUUGGUGGGUGGUUACACUUACUCAAAGUCAGUUGUCUACGCAAAGAUUUCCCACAUUGGGAUCAAUAAAGUACUUAUUAUCUUAUUUUACAGUUAUAACAGGAUUAUUUUACUCCCAUGUUCACUUUUGGGGUGAAUGAUCAACUGGGCUUUUAAUGUUUGAUACGUCAAGGAUUAAAGAUAACGUAAACUAUGAUUAAUGAGAAAGUAUAAGUUAUUUGCAAUGUUUAAUUGCAUAACUUUGAUUAUUUAUAGAAAGUGUAAUUCCUUUACAGAAAGACAAAGAUCUAAUAUUGCCAAGUGGAUUGAAAAUAAAAGCAACCCUGUCUGGUAGAACUUUGUUUGUAUUGUACAAACAUUAUUUUGCAUGAUAACCAGAAAACCUC